This is a messenger RNA of Talaromyces amestolkiae, 1350 nucleotides long. RefSeq lists its product as uncharacterized. Lineage: Eukaryota; Fungi; Ascomycota; Eurotiomycetes; Eurotiales; Trichocomaceae. The record is from RefSeq and is a predicted model, not a curated record. The transcript is spliced from 2 exons. Gene Ontology annotation, biological process: positive regulation of mitochondrial translation. Bases 1 to 1350 code for a protein of 449 amino acids.
AUGAACCAUCUCAGACGGUAUUCGGCAAAACCUGGCAUAGUUCAGGCCUUUCCGAGCCAGUUCGGCCCAUCUUAUGUAUGUUCGACAUGUCGCCAAAUCGCAACACAGCCUCUACAUCGACCUUCGCGAACAAUAGUACCCUUACUCGACCCACGUCAACGAAGAGACUUCUCCUAUUUGCGUGCCCGAAAUUCACAAAAGCAUGGCGCAACUGAAUCGCCGCCUGAGAAAGAUGCUGGCUCAUCCGGGAAUCAAUCACAACGGCGGAAAUUAGCCCGAUCACCAGCUGCCAAUUCAUCUCUUCGCCGUGUCGCAGUCGAAGCACAACGUACAAGGAGUGGAAUCUUGUCAAGGACGCAGCUUUUGGAACAAGGACUAGGUGAACUCAAGACGGUCACUGCAUACGCGGUAGCUGAGCAGUUCAAUGUAACAAAAGUCAGAGAUAUAUUACAAGAGAAAGGCUACGAACCGGACCCCUUCAAUACGGGGCUCUACCCUCAAGUCGUUCAUAUACAAGUUCCCAUCGACUCGGUACGGCGCAUGACAAAUCCGGAAGCUACUAAUCUGGGAUCCGAUGAGACUGGCGACGUGUUUGUCUUUCCUUCGGGCACUGUUGUGGCCUGGUCGCUUCCAGAUGGUUUUACUUCGUAUCUGGCUUCCAGGACACUUCUCCCGGCAGCUGAGAAUCCACAUACAGACAACCUCGAGACGGAAGACAUGGACUUUAUCGAAGAUCCUCAUCGUGAAAGCAGCUUCAUCAAGGGCGAUACUAUUGUACUUGGCACCAAAGCCAGUGAUGGUUCGCCUCCGAGUGCUCCCAAUCGCCAGUCCAUUGAUACAGUGCUGACGAAGAUUGCAUUCUCGUCCGGAUUGGCACGCAGCACGAAGCUUGCCGUGCUGGAAAGCUUACUGUCUGACUAUUUUGAAUCGACGCGCAACAUUCCAACCCUAUUGUCAAAAGGCUCACGACUACCAUAUACAAGAGAUUUCAUCCUCCGGAAAACAGGACAAUUACUCAGCGUUCGAGCACAAUUGAAUAUAUACUCUGAACUGACCGAUUCUUUACCCGACAUCUUCUGGGACAGUCGACAUGAAUUGGGUCUCGAAGGAUACUAUGAAGAAGCGGGUAGAGCGUUGGAUGUCGGAAUCCGCAUCAAGGUGUUGAACGAAAGAAUGGACUACGCACAGGACAUUGCGAAUGUGCUGCGGGAGAGACUCAGUGAAACCCACGGGCUGCGCCUUGAAUGGAUCAUCAUUCUCUUGAUCGCGGUGGAAGUAGGGUUUGAAGUUCUCCGACUCUGGAAAGAGCGCGAGGUCGAAAGCAAAGAGAAGAAAGAAGCAACGAAUUGA